GCACGGCGCAGCUGUGCCACUGCCAUCUAAUUGGAGGACAGCUCCCGUGCAAGGCUGCAAGUUAACUAGCGGGUCUCAUAAUUGGAUCACUACUAAAACUGGGUUCUGUCUCAUAAUUGGACCAGGACAGUGCUUGCGGAAACUAAUAUCGAUCACUGGCUUAGCAGCCGGUCUCAUCUCAUCUCUUAGUUAGCACUAUCCACUGUCUCCUCCAGACUCCUCUGAUCAUCCAUUUGAAACAGACGAAGUUUCGAGUUCUGGAUUAGUUAAGCGUUGGUUAGUGUUGUUGUGAGUUGCGACGGAUCGAUGGGCGAGAAGACCGGGAAGGCGUCGUUCCUGGAGAUGGUCCGGUACGCAGACCCGCACGACAUGUGCCUGAUGGCGCUGGGCAUGCUGGGGAGCCUCGGCGACGGCAUGAUGCAGCCGCUCGCGAUGCUCGUGCUCGGCGACAUCGUCAACAGCUACGGCGCCGUCGGGAGCGCCGGGACCGCCGGCAUCUCCUUCAGCUCCGACGCCGUCGACAAGUUCGCGCUUCGGUUGCUGUAUGUCGCGCUUGCAGUGGCCGUCUGCUCUUUUCUGGAGGGCGUGUGCUGGACAAGAACCGCGGAGCGGCAGGCGUCGAGGAUGAGGAGGCUGUACCUGGAGGCCGUGCUGCGGCAGGAGGUGGCCUUCUUCGACGCCGCGCCCUCCUCGCAGGCCACAACGUUCCGGGUCAUCUCCACCAUCUCCGACGACGCCGAUACCAUCCAGGACUUCCUCGGCGAGAAGCUGCCCAUGGUUCUGGCCAACGUGACGCUCUUCUUCGGCGCGCUGUCCGUGUCCUUCGUGUUCGCGUGGCGCCUGGCGCUGGCAGGCCUCCCCUUCACGCUGCUCUUCAUCGUGCCGACCGUGAUCCUCGGCAAGCGCAUGGCGGCCGCGGCCGGGGAGACGCGCGCGGCGUACGAGGCGGCCGGCGGCAUCGCCGAGCAGGCCGUGUCGUCCAUCCGGACCGUGGCGUCCUACAACGGUGAGCGGCAGACGCUGGAGCGGUUCAGGAGCGCGCUGGCAGUGAGCACGGCGCUGGGGAUCAAGCAGGGCCUCAUCAAGGGCGCCGUGAUCGGGAGCAUGGGCGUCAUCUACGCCGUCUGGUCCUUCAUGUCCUGGGUCGGCAGCCUCCUCGUCAUCCACCUCCACGCCCAGGGCGGCCACGUCUUCGUCGCCUCCAUCUGCAUCAUCUUGGCGGGAAUGUCCAUCAUGAUGGCGCUCCCGAACCUACGCUACUUCAUGGACGCCUCGGCGGCGGCGGCCCGGAUGCGGGGAAUGAUCGAGAAGCUGCCGCCUCUCAAGGAGGCCGUCAAGACCGGCGCCACCAGGGAGAGCGUCAGAGGCCGGAUCGAGUUCAAGGACGUGCGCUUUUCGUACCCGUCGAGGCCGGACACGCUAGUGCUCAACGGCAUCAACCUGACCAUUUCCGAAGGCGCGACCGUCGGCCUCGUCGGUGGCAGCGGGUCGGGGAAGUCCACCGUCGUCGCGCUGCUACAGCGGUUCUACAGCCCGGACACCGGGGCGGUAACGCUGGACGGGCACGACAUCGGCACGCUCAACGUGGAGUGGCUCAGGAGCCAGAUCGGCCUCGUCAGCCAAGAGCCCGUGCUAUUCGCCACGUCCAUCAAGGAGAACAUUUUGUUCGGCAACGAGACGGCGUCGCUGAAGCAAGUCGUGGACGCGGCCAAGAUGGCCAAUGCUCACGAGUUCAUCACCAAAUUGCCCAAUGGAUACGAAACACAAGUUGGGCAGUUCGGGACGCAGAUGUCGGGAGGACAGAAGCAGCGGAUCGCCAUUGCCCGCGCGCUCAUCCGGGACCCCAAGAUCCUGCUCCUGGACGAAGCGACGAGCGCGCUGGAUUCCCAGUCGGAGCGGACGGUGCAGGACGCGCUGGACCGGGCGUCCGUGGGCCGGACCACGGUCAUCGUGGCGCACCGCCUCUCGACGCUCCGCAAGGCCGACAAGAUCGCCGUUCUCGCCGAGGGCCGCGUCUUGGAGUUCGGCACGCACGACGAGCUCGUCGCCAUGGACGACGGAGGCGAAGGCGGCGUCUACGGCAAGAUGGUGAAGCUCCAGAACUCGUCCGUGGCGAGAAAUCAGGGGCGACAGCGCGUGGUCGAGCAGGAGGUGGAGGAGGAGAGCGACACGACGCAGUAUCACAGCUUGGAGAUCAUGGCGGCGGCGGCGGCCGCCGACGUCCGCGCUGCUAGCCCGGUGCCAUCGUUCGGAUCGGUCGAGCACAACACCGUGGAAGACGACGACAAACACGCGGCGGCUGCGGCCUCCUCCGGGCCCCGAGGCAAGCCGUCGCAGCUGCGUCUGCUCAAGAUGAACCGCCCCGAGUGGAAGCAGGCGGUGCUCGGGUGCGCCGGCGCCGUCGUAUUCGGGGCCGUGCUGCCGCUCUACUCGUACAGCCUGGGCGCGCUGCCGGCGGUGUACUUCCUCCCCGACGAGGCGCUCAUCCGCUCCAAGAUCAGGGCCUACUCGCUCAUCUUCCUGGCGAUCGCCGUGGUGUGCAUCACGGCCAACAUCGUGCAGCACUACAACUUCGCCGUGAUGGGCGAGCGGCUGACGGAGCGCGUGCGUGACCAGAUGCUGUCCAGGAUCCUGUCCUUCGAGGUCGGGUGGUUCGACGAGGACGACAACUCGAGCGCGGCCGUGUCCGCGCGCCUGGCCACGCAGGCCAGCAAGGUCCGGUCCCUCGUGGGCGACCGCAUCUGCCUGCUGGUGCAGGCGGGCGCCUCGGCGUCCCUGGGCUUCGCGCUGUCGCUGUCCGUGUCGUGGCGCCUGGCGUUGGUGAUGAUGGCCAUGCAGCCGCUCAUCAUCGCCAGCUUCUACUUCAAGAAGGUGCUCAUGACGGCCGGCUCCAAGAAGGCCAAGAAGGCGCAGGUGCAGGGCAGCCAGCUCGCCAGCGAGGCCGUCGUGAACCACCGGACCAUCACCGCCUUCUCAUCGCAGGGGCGGAUGCUGCAGCUGUACGAGGCCGCGCAGGAGGGUCCUCGGAAGGACACCAUGAUGCAGUCCUGGUUCUCGGGGUUCUGCCUCUGCCUGUGCCAGUUCAGCAACACGGGGAGCAUGGCGCUGGCGUUGUGGUACGGGGGCAAGCUCAUGGCCAGUGGGCUCAUCAACACCACGCACCUGUUCCAGGUGUUCUUCAUCCUCAUGACCAUGGGAAGAGUGAUCGCCGACGCUGGGACCCUGACGUCGGACUUGGCGCAAGGCGGCGACGCGGUGCGGUCCAUCCUCGACACUCUGGACCGUGAACCCAAGAUCAAAGACGCUGGCGACGAAUACUCAAGCGGGUCAGACAGCGACAAGAAGAAGAACCAGAAGGGGAUCAAAGGCGCCAUCGAGUUCAGGGACGCGCAUUUCACCUACCCGACGCGGCCCGAGGUGACAGUCCUUUCCGGUUUCAGCCUCGAGAUCGGUGCGGGCAAGACAGUGGCGCUGGUGGGGCCGAGCGGGUCAGGCAAGUCCACUGUGAUCGGGCUGAUCGAGAGGUUCUACGACGUGCAGAAAGGCUCGGUCCUGAUCGACGGCAGGGACAUCAGGCGUUACGCACUGACGCACCUCCGGUCGCACAUUGCGCUGGUGAGCCAGGAGCCCACGCUCUUCUCCGGCACGAUCCGCGACAACAUCAUGUACGGCGACGAGCACGCCACGGAGGACGAGGUUGCCAGCGCCGCCGCGCUCGCCAACGCGCACGAGUUCAUCAGCGCCAUGGAGAGCGGCUACGACACGCACAUCGGGGAGCGCGGGACGCAGCUGUCGGGCGGGCAGCGGCAGCGGAUCGCGCUGGCGAGGGCGGUGCUGAAGAACGCGAGGAUCCUGCUGCUGGACGAGGCGACGAGCGCGCUGGACACGGUGUCGGAGAGGCUGGUGCAGGACGCCGUGGACAGGAUGCUGCAGGGGAAGAGGACGUGCGUCGUCGUGGCGCACAGGCUCUCCACGGUGCAGAAGGCCGACAUGAUCGCCGUGGUGAAGGAGGGGAAGGUGGCGGAGAGAGGGACGCACCACGAGCUCGUCGCCGUCGGCCCUGCGGGGAUGUACUACAACCUCAUCAAGCUUCAGCACGGCACAUCGCCGUGCCAUAGUCCCAUGUGAUUAGUAUUAGAAGUUUAGAACAACCGUGUUUUCCGUUCCAGUCUUCCAGAUACAGUAAACACACCUUCAAAUGAAGCGAGAUUCGUACGA
Brachypodium distachyon (stiff brome) is the source of this 4218-nucleotide messenger RNA. Its product is annotated as ABC transporter B family member 15. Gene Ontology annotation, biological process: transmembrane transport. The transcript has 6 exons. Gene Ontology annotation, molecular function: ATP hydrolysis activity; ATP binding; ABC-type transporter activity. Gene Ontology annotation, cellular component: membrane. NCBI's taxonomy places the organism in Eukaryota, Viridiplantae, Streptophyta, Magnoliopsida, Poales, Poaceae. Bases 307 to 4128 code for a protein of 1273 amino acids. The record is from RefSeq and is a predicted model, not a curated record.